AUGGGGGAGAUCCUCUUAUCUCAGACUGUGGUUGGGAUUCUGGGUAAUUUCUCUCUGCUCUACCAUUAUGUAUUCCUUUUCUGCAUGGGGAACAGAAUGAAAAGCACAGACUUGAUUCUUAUGCACUUAAUUGUGGCUAACUUCUUAAAUCUUCUGUGUAGGGGCAUUCCCCAAACCAUGGUGGCUUGGGGCUGGAGAUAUUUCCUCAGUGAUCUGGGGUGCAAACUGGUCUUCUAUCUUCACCGAGUGGGCAGGGGUAUGGCGAUUGCUAGCAUUUGCUCCCUGAGUGUCUUCCAGGCUGUCAGCAUCAGCCCCGGGGACUCCCGGUGUGCAUGGCUGAAGGGGAGAGCCCACAAGCACAUUGUCUCCAUGGUCUACCUCAGCUGGGGGGUCAGCCUCCUGGUGAACAUUGUUUUCCUCAUGUACAUAACUGGAACUAAAACAGAUGACAACAUGACUAUCGUAAAAACCUAUGGAUACUGUUCCUCCAUGCGUAAAAACCCAGCUGCAGAUGUACUGCACAUAACCUUGCUCUCAGUACCUGAUGCUCUGGGUCUGGGCCUCAUGCUCUGGGCCAGCAUCUACAUGCUCUUCGUUCUCUACACACACAAGCAGAGAAUGAAGCACAUCCAGAGGACCAGUGUCUCCUGCAGAGCCUCUCCUGAGUCCAGAGCUACCAAAAACAUCCUCCUCCUCGUGAGUACCUUUGUGUCCUUUUAUACCUGGUCCUGCAUCUGUCAGAUCUACAUGGCUAUGACUUACAACCCCAGCCCUGUGCUGCUACAUAUGGCCGCUUUAGCUAUGGGCUGUUUCCCAGCUGUCAGCCCUUUUCUGCUCAUGAGUGGUCGCUCCACUCCCUACAGCCUGUGCUUCACCUGCAGGAGGAGGAGGAGGAAAAUGGUCCUCCCCUGA
Messenger RNA from Perognathus longimembris pacificus (Pacific pocket mouse), 912 nucleotides. Its product is annotated as vomeronasal type-1 receptor 4-like. The record is from RefSeq and is a predicted model, not a curated record. Lineage: Eukaryota; Metazoa; Chordata; Mammalia; Rodentia; Heteromyidae. The coding region runs from base 1 to 912 and encodes 303 amino acids. Gene Ontology annotation, cellular component: membrane. Gene Ontology annotation, molecular function: pheromone receptor activity. Gene Ontology annotation, biological process: G protein-coupled receptor signaling pathway. The transcript has a single exon.